Messenger RNA from Galleria mellonella (greater wax moth), 596 nucleotides. Its product is annotated as cuticle protein 8-like. Gene Ontology annotation, cellular component: extracellular matrix. NCBI's taxonomy places the organism in Eukaryota, Metazoa, Arthropoda, Insecta, Lepidoptera, Pyralidae. The record is from RefSeq and is a predicted model, not a curated record. The coding region runs from base 44 to 517 and encodes 157 amino acids. The transcript is spliced from 4 exons.
AGUUUUAGGACUACAGUCAAAGUACUAACAACUCUUAGCAAAAAUGAUCUCAAAGAUCUUGUUCGUUGCUGCCGUCGCUGCUAUAGCUUCAGCUAGACCCCAAGAUGGACAUGGUCACGGACAUGCGUACUCAUCUCAAAGUAUAGUCCUACACCAGAGUCAUGGUCAUGAACCACAGCAUCAUAUACCGGUCCAUCAUGAAGUAAAGCCCAUCGUACUCGUUCAACAACCCACUCAUCACGAAACUCCAAAACAUGAAGAGCACCAUAUAGAUUAUUAUGCCAUCCCUAAAUACGCAUACGAGUACAAGAUCGAGGACCCGCACACGGGCGACAACAAGUACCAGCAUGAGACGCGCGACGGUGAUGUCGUCAAGGGCGUGUACAGUCUGCACGAAGCGGACGGAACUAUCAGGAUCGUUGAGUACACCGCUGACAAACACAACGGAUUCAACGCUGUGGUGAAACGUCAAGGUCAUGCACAACAUAUCAUUCCCGAACAUCAUCAUCAUCAAUAAAAUUGUUUACGACUGUUAUAAAAAUUAAGAAUGUUAUUUGUUACAAGCACUGAUAAAAUAAAUUAAGUUAUUCUUUUUA